Molecule: messenger RNA, 2007 nt
Organism: Miniopterus natalensis
Lineage: Eukaryota; Metazoa; Chordata; Mammalia; Chiroptera; Miniopteridae
Source: RefSeq, a predicted model, not a curated record
AUGAAUAUGCCUGUUAAGAAAUCACCCGUGAUUAAUGCAUUUGGAGUAAUCGCUCCCUCUUAUUAUGAAAAAAUCUUGAGGUUUAAUUUGCAAAAUUUAAAGAAAAGAAGGAGUAGUAAAUCAAAGCCACCAUUUUCAAUCACAACAGAAUUCAUCUUGAGAUUCAACCAAACCAAAAAUCCAAAAGAGAAGGAAGAAUUGUUGGAUCUAGCUAGAAAAGCCAUUCUCAAAUGUAGGAGAAAAUUGGGUCUCAGAACCUUAGGCACUGGGAAACAUGUGCAUCUUCCUACUGCAUGGACUGAAAUAAUAUAUCUGGCUCAAUGCAAAGGAGAAAUCCAAGAUGAAGCUUUAAAUAUGCUUUAUGCUUCCUUGGACCAUGCUGCCUUCGAUUAUGAUCAUCUACCUGUCUUGUUUUUUCUUGGGGAAUCGGUUUUAUAUAGACUCUGUUGUGAUGCUUUCCUAAAGCCUUACUUAUAUUCACUUGAAAUAAAGCUGGCAAAGAUUGGCUAUUUGAUCUUCUUAAGACUUUUUAUAUAUUUCCUGCAUGGUCACCUAGAAGGCUCUCAACAACAUUUACUUAGGCUUCAACCAUAUUUAUACGCACUUUAUUUCUCUGAAGAAUCAUAUUACAAGUAUCCAAACAUUUUUUCAAAUGUGCAAUUUAUUCUGAAAACCAUGGAAAUUAUAUGUGAAAGAGAAUUACCAUCUGGAUCAAUUUUUAGCCCUGUGGAAAAUGAGGAACAGUAUGAGGACACAGAUUCUGAUACGGAAGGAUACGAAGUUAACAACCUCCUCUGGCACUGUGUUGCUGCCUGGACUUGUGUUCAGAAAAACAGUCCUCAGUUGAAGAAGGUGCUUGAACAUCUCACCCUUCAUAAAACACAGCUUCAAGAGAAAUGCUGGAUGGAUUCUGCACUGGCUUUGUUGGUUCUUGGGGAGGCUGCCAAAUUAAACAUGGCCUGCUUGAAAGCUUUAAUGGACCUAAUGAGAGAUUUUCUUUUAAGCAUUUUGUCUGACCAGAAUCAGAAAGAAAACUGCACCAUUGAUGAUUUUUCGUGGGCCUGGGUUGUAGUCUACAUGUAUAUAACAAUUCUUACAGAAAUCUGCUUGUAUGCAGCCAUUUCUAAUUUGCGAAAAACUGCUUUUAUUGGUUUCUGUGACUGUAAAAGUUCAAAGGAGGAUAUUUUACCCCUGGACAAAUCAAAACAACAGCCAGAGCUGACGGAAACAAGUAUUUUAGGUCUUUUGAACUAUUUCUUUUCAAAAAUAUCAGAUAAUUGUGAUCAAGUGAUAUGGACCGGAUACUAUGGCUUAGUGUAUAACCUGGUGAAAAUGUCAUGGGAACUUCGGAGCGAUGAGGAACAGGAUGGACUUAGAAACCUAAUAUGGCAAACAUUACAGAAAAUAAAGGAUUAUGAAAAAGAUGAGUGGAUCAGUAAUGCAGCAUUUAUAGCUCAGGCUGAGUUAAAUGACCCCAUGGAUCCUUUCACUAGUUACAGUUCAAAAGUUCCAUCAAAUGCAGGGGAUGAAGUUUUCUCCAAAUAUAUAGGAUGGAGAAUUGCCAGUGUACUUUCCAAACUGUUCUUCCCCUCCACUGAUGCCGGUGUCCUUCCUUUGAAGAAACCAUUGAUAAAAAGGGAUCAAAUGAAAUAUCUGUAUAAAAAGCAAGAUUCUACAAAGAAGAAAGUUCUACAUUUUACUGUAAGGGAACACCCUUCUGUAAUAGACCUCCCCAUGUUUCCAUAUCCAGAUUUCUUCACCAGGAAAGAUGAAGAAUUGGCAAGAAUCAUUGACCAUCAUUGGCAGGAAGAGCUGAAGACCUGGCAGAAAGAAGAUGCAAUAUGUGAGGCCAAAGAACGUGAAGAUAAGGAGUUAGAGGGAAAAAAUCACUUCAGAGAAAUUAUGAGAAGAAGGGAAGAGAAACUACAAAAGCAAACCAAACCCUAUGAGCUUCCUCCUAGGACUGAAGUAAUUUCAUCAGAAAAGAAAAUGACCUCCCAAAAUUGA